This is a messenger RNA of Microdochium trichocladiopsis, 3960 nucleotides long. RefSeq names its product glycosyl hydrolases family 18-domain-containing protein. The record is from RefSeq and is a predicted model, not a curated record. The transcript has 21 exons. Gene Ontology annotation, biological process: carbohydrate metabolic process. Gene Ontology annotation, molecular function: chitin binding; hydrolase activity, hydrolyzing O-glycosyl compounds. Lineage: Eukaryota; Fungi; Ascomycota; Sordariomycetes; Xylariales; Microdochiaceae. The coding region runs from base 1 to 3876 and encodes 1291 amino acids.
AUGGCUGCAGAUGAAGAUGAGAACGGCGAGAUUCGUUGCACGAAGGAUAAGCCAUGCUCUAAUGGCGAUUGCUGCAACGGCGCCACUGGCCGUUGCUCACGAAGGCCGGAAUUCUGCGACAAGAGUGUCUGCACUUCCAACUGCGAUGCCAAGCCUGAGUGUGGUGUCCGCGCAGACAAGUUCGACUGCCCCCUGAACGUAUGCUGCGGUUAUUGGGGCUACUGUGGAACUAAGCCCGACUUCUGCAAGAGCGGGGACCAGCCUUGUCAAAGCAAUUGUUCGCCUGGAAAGAUUCGCGAACCCAACACGGGUGGCGAUGUCCGGGAUCUUGUCAUUGGAUACUACGAGGCAUGGACAGCACAGAUGAACGGCUGCCGUGUCAAGAAGAUCAACCAGAUCGAUGUAUCGUCUCUCACACAUCUCAACGUGGCCUUUGGAUACAUCAAGCCAAGCAGCUUCGAGGUAGUGCCUAUGGAUCCUGCCACGGAAGAAGACUUCCAGGCCCUCACGAAUCUCAAGUUGAAAGCACCAGGCCUCAAAGUCUGGCUCUCCCUUGGUGGUUGGUCGUUCAGCGACAACGGCACGGAAACUCAAGGAGUGUUUGGUGACUUAUCGAGCACACCAGCAAAACGCCAAAAGUUCAUCGGCAACUUGUCCAAGUUCUUGAGGGAAUGGGGCUUUGAUGGUGUGGACAUCGACUGGGAGUACCCCGGCGCCCCCGACAGAGGUGGCAAGGAACAGGAUACAGCCAACUACGUGGAACUGCUCAAAGACAUGAGAACACACUUCGAUGACCAGACCGAGCGUUGGGGCAUCUCGUUCGCAGCCCCUACAUCUUACUGGUACCUCCGCUGGUUUGACAUCGAGAACAUGGCCAGAUAUGUCAACUGGAUCAACGUCAUGUCAUACGACCUCCACGGUGCCUGGGACGACAAAUACAGUUAUAUCGGCAACUAUGUCAACUCUCACACGAAUUUGACUGAGAUUACCGAAGCCUUGGAUCUCAUGUGGCGAGCCAACGUGCCCGCGAACCGCGUCAAUCUCGGCAUCGGGUUUUAUGGGCGCACGUUCCAGCUGGAGAACUCCAACUGCAAUACUCCUGGAUGUCGUCAGAAAGGCGGCGCCUCGCCUGGGCCCUGCACAGACACCAGUGGCGUCCUGUCGUUUGCAGAGAUCGAAACUCUGAUUAACUCAACGAAUAUCCCUGUCAAACACGACGAAACGGCAGCUGUCUCUUAUUUCACGUACAAGGGCGACCAGUGGGUAGCUUACGACAGCAGACAGACCUUGCAGCAAAAAGUCAAAUAUGCCAAUGAGAUCGGCUUGCUAGGCCUAAUGAUCUGGGCUAUUGAUCUUGACGACAGCAAAAACUCUGCUCUUGACGCUCUCCUGCAACCCGAUGGCUUGGGCAAAUUCCGCAAGAGGAACGGCGUCAACAGCAACCUGGGCGAUUUCGUCAACCAGGGCGCCUCGUGCCAGCUCGGCCAGUGCUCUGAGAAGCCCUCCUGCCCUCAAGGGUUCGUCAAGCAUGGCCACGAUGUCGACUGCCCCGGAGACAAUAAGGAGAGGAGAAACAUCUGCUGCGAACUAGGUCAGAGCCCCGACGAGAAAACGUGCGCAUGGCGCGAUGGCGGCGGCUUCCUUGGGUUCCUGGGCCUCUUCUGCCGCGGAGCGUGUCGUGACGGCGAGGUCGUCAUUGUCGACAACGAUCGCUUCUGGGUCGAGAACAAGGACAAGCCGAACGACGGUGAUGCAGCUUGCAUAAGCGGAAAUGCCAGGUACUGCUGCAAAACGAGUUCCAGUAUAGAGCCGAAGUGUCGUGCUCGAGAAGAUGUAUGCAUCGAGAUCGUGAACGGUAAACCCAAGAGCGGCAGCCAGCCAUGCGAGAGUGGUGAGAAGUUUAUGUCGUACGCCGAGGGGAAAUGCAACAGAAAGAAGAACAUGUACAUGCCUUUCUGCUGCAACGAAAAGGUGCCAGACGAUACGUGCCACUGGGCGAAGCGCGCCGACGUAGUGGACGCGUUUGGGCCAUGUGAUAACGUAAACAAGUGCGACUCCGGCGAGACCAAGAUUGGCGUUUACCAGUAUGGCGAUGGCUCAAACUGUGAAUUUGAGGCCGCCGCCGGGGAAUGGACCGUGACAAUCGAUAGGCCCAAGGCAUACUGCUGCAAUGCCAACGCCAUCGAUGCGAAACUUGACCUGUUACCAGUCCCGCUUGAAAACCUGUUUGAAAAGCUUGGCCCCGACUCAAACGAAGAAAAGUUCAAACUCCAAGUCGAGUCAGUCGACGGAAAAGGUGGAACCGACCCUCAAGACAACGCCUUCGGCUUCGUCAUCAUGUCAGGCCCGGAAAAAGAUCUUACGUCUCUUGAUAAGAGAGAUGGCUCUCAUUGGGAACUAUUUGACUGCGAGAACCACGAUAAACGCCAGACUGUCACAGCUGUGUGCACCGACGACGGCCCGACCAGCAACUGCGGCAAGAUAUUCCUAGGCACGGUCGAGGAAACUGUCAUCGAGCUUCCUCAAGGAUGCGGCGCCGGAAGAUACGCUGUUGCAGUCAGCAUGGAUCUCUCGCAAAAUCAGUCUCUUCCCGAGACCCACGCGAGGAGCCUAGCCGGCCGCGGCAUCGUGCUCCCACGCAAGUAUGACCUCACGUUCGACUAUGACUUUUCUCCAAUCCACCAACGAGGCACAAAGGACGUGCUUCUUCGGAUCGACUAUUCCAGUGAGCCCGCAUAUUGGGACGAGAUCGUGGAUCGGCCUGGAGAGGCCAAGCGCGAGUGGCAUGACAUCCACGCUGAAGUCGAGCGCGACCAUGGCGGCUCAUGGCCGGCAUACAUGCAUCACCGCUUUCGGAAGGAGAAGCGCGAGACGCCUGAGCACAUGAUGGACGAGUUCCAUAAGCGUUGGUUCACCAAGGAUAAACGCUGGUUCUCAAGUAAAGUCGUCAAAUGGCUUGAGAACAUGCGCAAAGUCGACGCCAAAGUCGAUAUUGCAAGGCAUCGGAUCCAGGACAGGUAUACCUGGGAUAUGUUCAAGCAAGAGAUCUCGUGCACGAACUACAAGGCGAGCCUCCACGCCUGGGUCGACCUUGAUACCGACGUGGAGACAUCGGCGACUUUGAGUCUAAUUGGUAAUCUCGAUGAUCUAUCCAGUUGGGAUCAGUCUCACGUCUUGUUCCGCACCAAGGGCGGUAUCCAGGCAAAGGUCACCGUUGACGCCAAUGCCGAAUUGACCUUCACAACCGGCCCAGUAGAGGUCUUUGGUGCUCAGAACUUUGGCAUCACUUUCACCGUGCCUGGCAUCGUCACCAUUGGUCCAAACUUCAAGAUCAUAGGAGAACUGUCUGGGCGGGCAACAUUGCAUGCCAAGGCGGAAGCCAAAUUCGAUGUCGCAAAGUGGGACUAUACCCAACGGUACCCCAAUGAAAAAAACACGAACGACAUCCAGGAAGGUGCCAUCGUUGACAGCAAAGGCGACGCGCCCAAAGCUGGCGAGGCCCACGACUUCAAGUGGGAGGCUUCCGCCAGGGGUGCCAUCACGGCCAGGAUUACGCCCAAGGUCGAGUUCGGCAUCGUCUUCUUUUACGAGGCUAUCCCCGACGUCACGAUUGAAAUGGCCCUGGAGAACAGCGCGACAAUGUAUGCUGAAGCCGGAACGAGCCCAAGCCCAUACGUCUGCUACGGCAUCAAUGGUCGGACCAACCUCUACGCGCAGGUCAAUGCUCCGGAGAUAUUCAAAGUCAAUCUCAACAAGCGCUGGGACAUAUUUGACACCCCGUAUAACUUGCUGCCGCGGCAAUGUCUUGUUGGCGGGCCGAACUCUCGGGCUGAGGUGCCUUUGAUCCGCGAGGUCGGCUCAAUUGGCCCGAUCUAGGAAGCUUUUUGUCGAGCCAAUGUAUCCUCCCUUGUUAUUCCGGUGCGCUUUAGAGAUGGGGGUGGACAAUGAGCAAGAUUGCUU